AUGGAGAACCUACAACGAAAUAUAGCGUCCUAUUAUCGAUCGAAAGAUCCUAUUAGAAAUUUAAAAAUUAGAGUCACAUUGAAGAAGGUUACAGCGGCCAGCGUAGUGCCGACCUUCGCCCAUGAAAACAAAAAGCCAAGUGAUCAGAUUGAAAUGCAAACAAUAAAGAAGGAAGAUGAAAAAACUGAGAAUAAAGCCGAGGAAUGUGUUAUUGGAUGGCAAGAGAAACUGUAUUGUAAGAGGGAAACAGAUUAUUAUGCUGAUUCGGAAAACUGUAAUAGCGUCCUGGAUCACCUUUAUCAUAAGGAAGUUCUGUCCGUUAGAAAUAGCAGGACAAACAAAAGGUUGUUUAGUUAUGUGGAUCAUGAUAAUUUUGCCGAUGAUGAGAAUAACGACGAUGAUGAAACAAUCUAUGUCACUCCUGUUGCGAAACGCAUUUCUAAUUUAAGAAGAAGACGCUUAGCUAAUAAAUCAAUGGGAGAUAGAGCAGACAAAGACGGCAACAAAGUGGCAUUGCAGUUCAAGAACCCUAUAAGCGACGAUUCCUCUCGCACCUUAUCUAAAUUAAUUGUUCCAGAGCAAAGCAUGUUCAUAAUGGCAGAUUUAAGCAAUGACGAUAGAGAGCCAACUAAAGAGGACGAAUACGUGCUAUGUUCUGUUACGAUUAAUAGUAAUGGAUUAAUUUCAAUUAAACCGGAUUUUAAUACGUCAAAUUCCUCAUAUCGUAUAGUUACUAAAUCAGAAUAUCAAGAGGUUUAUGAAUAUCGUUUAGAACAUUGUAGCAAACCAAUGUCUAAAGUAGAAGAAGAUAGGGAAAAGAAGGCACUUAAAGAGUUAUAUCAAAGGCACGGUGCUUACCAAGCAAGUCUAAUCGGUACAGAAUUUGCAACACCGCCACCCUCUGGAACUUUAAGAGUAAACAUCUUUGGAGAAAUUAAUAUGGCAAAGAAUUUUGAAUACAAUGAUAUUUAUAUCCACUACUGUUUAUAUCUUACAACUGAAUGGAAAACAAGAGACUCGGACGUAAUUGCUGGCUUUACCCAAAUUUCUAAGUGCAAAGGCGAUAAAGAAAAAACUGCUCAUUUUGGGCAUCCUUUCGAGUUUGAAAUUACGUAUGAGAAAGCAAAUUUUAACCAAGUUGGUGUAUCAGAGUGGCCACAGUUAUUCAUAGAAGUAGUAUCUUGCGAUAGUUGGCAAAGAUAUCGUAUAGAGGGAUACGGUUAUACCUUAAUACCGCAAGCUCCAGGUAUGCAUAAAAUCGAGAUUCAGACGUGGAGACCGGUGGCCCCCGAUUUAGUUUCCGAAAUGAGAAGAUUUUUUAUUGGUGGUGCACCUGAACUUAACGAUAUAACUUAUGUUUCACAUCCUGCAGGAAGUGAUGGGCCAUGUCUUAGCAAAUAUGGUUUAAAAACUGCUAGUUCGGGUAGUGUUACGGUUAAAAUGAAUGUACUGCAGCAAUCGCAAUUCUUUGUGGAUAAAACAAAGUCUCGUAAGAAGGUUGGAACGUUGCUUGAUAAACUCGGUGGCGAGGAGACGCAAGCAGCUUUGGCUAAAGUAAUCGAUGCCUUUCAAAAAGCGCGAAAUCGUUUAAAGGCAGCACGAGGAGAAUUAGAUGGAAUCUAUUAG
Trichoplax adhaerens is the source of this 1626-nucleotide messenger RNA. RefSeq lists its product as uncharacterized. Gene Ontology annotation, cellular component: MKS complex. Gene Ontology annotation, biological process: cilium assembly. NCBI's taxonomy places the organism in Eukaryota, Metazoa, Placozoa, Uniplacotomia, Trichoplacea, Trichoplacidae. The coding region runs from base 1 to 1626 and encodes 541 amino acids. The transcript is spliced from 21 exons. The record is from RefSeq and is a predicted model, not a curated record.